ACAAAGGCGGCGCGCCGCCUGUGUCAUCCGCCAUUUUGUUCGGAGCAAGGUGGCCUCCACGUUCCCCGAGCGUCUUCUUCGCUUCUGCCUCGACCGCCCCUUGACCACAGACAUGUCUCGGGAUCGGUUCCGGAGUCGCGGCGGUGGCGGUGGUGGCUUCCACCGGCGCGGAGGAGGCGGCGGCCGCGGAGGUCUCCACGACUUCCGCUCACCGCCGCCCGGCAUGGGCCUCAGUCAGAACCGCGGCCCCAUGGGUCCCGGUCCCGGACAGGGCGGCCCUAAGCCUCCGAUCCCGCCACCGCCUCCGCACCAACAGCAGCAGCAGCCACCGCCGCAGCAGCCUCCGCCACAGCAGCCGCCACCACAUCAGCCACCGCCGCACCCGCAGCCGCAUCAGCAGCCGCCGCCGCCGCCGCAAGACUCAUCCAAGCCCGUCGUUCCUCCGGGACCAGGCCCUGCUCCGGUCGUAAGCAGCGCGCCGCCGGCCUCCAGCUCGGCCCCGCCUGCCACUCCCCCGACCUCCGGGGCCCCGCCAGGCCCAGGGCCAGGCCCCACCCCGACCCCGCCGCCCGCCGUCACCUCUGCUCCCCCGGGGGCGCCUCCACCGGCCCCACCAAGUAGCGGGGUCCCGACCACUCCCCCUCAGGCGGGGGGCCCGCCACCUCCACCAGCAGGGGGCCCAGGGCCCGGCCCGGGGCCUAAGCAGGGCCCCGGGCCUGGCGGCCCCAAGGGCGGCAAAAUGCCUGGCGGGCCGAAGCCCGGUGGCGGCCCUGGCUUGAGCACUCCUGGUGGCCACCCCAAGCCGCCGCACCGAGGCGGCGGAGAGCCUCGUGGGGGCCGCCAGCAUCACCCGCCCUACCACCAGCAGCACCACCAGGGGCCCCCGCCUGGCGGGCCUGGCGGCCGCAGCGAAGAAAAAAUUUCGGACUCCGAGGGGUUUAAAGCCAACUUGUCUCUCUUGAGGAGGCCUGGAGAGAAAACUUACACACAGCGCUGUCGUUUGUUUGUUGGGAAUCUACCGGCUGAUAUCACAGAGGAUGAAUUCAAAAGACUAUUUGCUAAAUAUGGAGAACCAGGAGAAGUUUUUAUCAACAAAGGCAAAGGAUUUGGAUUUAUUAAACUUGAGUCUAGAGCCUUGGCUGAAAUUGCCAAAGCUGAACUUGAUGAUACCCCCAUGAGAGGUAGACAGCUUCGGGUUCGAUUUGCCACACAUGCUGCUGCCCUUUCUGUUCGUAAUCUUUCACCUUACGUUUCCAAUGAAUUGUUGGAAGAAGCUUUUAGCCAGUUUGGUCCUAUUGAAAGGGCUGUUGUAAUUGUGGAUGAUCGUGGAAGAUCUACAGGGAAAGGCAUUGUUGAAUUUGCUUCUAAACCAGCAGCAAGAAAAGCAUUUGAACGAUGCAGUGAAGGUGUUUUCUUACUGACAACAACUCCUCGCCCAGUUAUUGUGGAACCACUUGAACAAUUAGAUGAUGAAGAUGGUCUUCCUGAAAAACUUGCACAGAAGAAUCCAAUGUAUCAAAAGGAGAGAGAAACUCCUCCUCGUUUUGCCCAGCAUGGCACAUUUGAGUAUGAAUAUUCUCAGCGAUGGAAGUCCUUGGAUGAAAUGGAAAAACAGCAAAGGGAACAAGUUGAAAAAAACAUGAAAGAUGCAAAAGACAAAUUGGAAAGUGAAAUGGAAGAUGCUUAUCAUGAACAUCAGGCAAAUCUUUUGCGCCAAGAUCUCAUGAGACGACAGGAAGAGUUAAGACGCAUGGAAGAACUUCACAAUCAAGAAAUGCAGAAACGUAAAGAAAUGCAAUUGAGACAAGAAGAGGAACGACGUAGAAGGGAGGAAGAGAUGAUGAUUCGUCAACGUGAGAUGGAAGAACAAAUGAGGCGCCAAAGAGAGGAAAGUUACAGCCGAAUGGGCUACAUGGAUCCAAGAGAAAGAGACAUGAGGAUGGGUGGCGGAGGAGCAAUGAACAUGGGAGAUCCCUAUGGUUCAGGAGGCCAGAAAUUUCCACCUCUAGGUGGUGGUGGUGGCAUAGGUUAUGAAGCUAAUCCUGGAGUUCCACCAGCAACCAUGAGUGGUUCCAUGAUGGGAAGCGACAUGCGUACUGAGCGCUUUGGGCAGGGAGGUGCGGGGCCUGUGGGUGGACAGGGUCCUAGAGGAAUGGGGCCUGGAACUCCAGCAGGAUAUGGUAGAGGGAGAGAAGAGUAUGAAGGCCCAAACAAAAAACCCCGAUUUUAGAUGUGAUAUCUAGGCUUUCAUUCCAGUUUGUUUUUGUCUUUUCUUGUUUAGAUACCAAUCUUUUAAAUUCUUGCAUUUUAGUAAGAAAGCUACCUUUUUAUGGAUGUUAGCAGUUUAUUGACCUAAUAUUUGUAAAUGGUCUGUUUGGGCAGGUAAAAUUAUGUAAUGCAGUGUUUGAAACAGGAGAAAAAUUUUUUUCCUUUUUAUUUCCUUUUUUUUUUUUAACUGUAUAAUGUCCCUCAAGUUAUAUGGCAGUGUACCUUGUGCCACUGAAUUUCCAAAGUGUACCAAUUUUUUUUUACUGUGCUUCAAAUAAAUAGAAAAAAUAGUUAUAAUAUUGAUCUUCAACUUUGCCAUUCAUGCUUCUAUGCACAUUAGGCUAGGUAUUCACUUUGAAAGCAUGAGAAUGUCUAGGCCUUUGAAUGGCAUAUGCCAUUUCUGGGAAAUGUAUCUGGAGGCUAAAUACUGCUUUCCACAAAUAACUACCCCCCCUCUUGUUUUAAAAAGAAGAAAUGCAUAUUGAAGUAGUUUCAUGAUUUGUUUGGCAUUAUAGGAAGCAAGCCGGUGCUAAGUAUUUUUAAAUGGUUAUGUAAGCAAAGCUGAACUGUAAAUCUUCAUUCAGGAAUAUGUAUUAAGAUUAUGGAAUGGGUGUAAGACUAUUGUAGGGGGUGGAAGAGGGUUUGGUUAAAUGGAUAUUUUAUGGCCCUAUGAUCCUUUCCUUGAAAGUUUUUGAAAAGUGGAAAGAUCAUUUUGUUGCAUUUCCCCAUUUCUUGUUUUUAAAAAAAGAACAAAUCCCAAGCCCUACAAAUGGCUUGUAUUGAACUUUUACAUUUGAAUUAAAGAUUGUUAAACAUGAAGCCUUUUCAUGUAUUACUUCAAGUGAUUUACAAAGGUGGGGUUUAGUCUCAAAAAUUCAACUUGAAAAUAAGGUUUAGUAACCAUAAAGUAGGUUUACCAAUAUAUACACAUUUGUACUCUGUAACUUUUACAUCUCCUUGUGCUACUUGUGUUGGGCAAAAUCUGUGGGACUAUAAAAAUCUAUUGGUCCUCUUUUCUAAGAGCUAGUGGUGACUGUUAAUAAGAAAUAGGUUUGCAGAUAAUCAUUCUUACUGUAAAUUUGUUAACUUGUUUUUACAUAGUUUCCUUUUGAUGUAGCACUAAAUCUGGAGAGAGUUGCUCAUGCUACACAGUACAAAUAUCCUUCUUCCCACCAUGAAGCUUUGCAAUGUUUCGAUGGUGUUGUCAGUUAAUUGUCAACUAAAUUGGAUCUCCUUCCAUUAGAACAAGAGACUUUUUGACUAUUAAAGUAGAUGGUUUAUUGUUGCCUGUUUAGUUCAAUAGGAGCCUGAUUUCUUCCCAGUGUAAAUAUGUUAGGGGAACGACUUCCUAACAGUAGGUAAAGGUAAUUGAAUGGUUUGGCUUUGUUCUUAGUUAUGUUCCAUUCAAAUCUGUACAUUAUAGAACUCUUACUAUAGAAUGUGUCUUCCUCCUUUUCACCUCUGUUCUUGGUGGUAAUUGGCAAAAGAAAAAUUCUAAAUCAAACCUUUGUUAACAUGCUGAAGUUUAGUAUUGUGCCUGAGAACAAAAGGAGACCUAUUGUUGAAACAACUGAGCACUUUCUGCAUAGGAAACAGAAUAAUACACUAGUACUCUACUAGAGUUUAAAGGCAUCUCAUCAAAUUCUCGUUGUAUGACUGAUAGGUACAUGGUGUGCUAAUUAAGGUAGAGAAUAUCAUUAGAAAAUAUGCUCAUUAUUUCUGCCCACCAACACACUUGGAAAUAAGUAGUUCUACCAUAAUUAUACCAAUAAGGAAGUUUUGUCCCAAGUCAAGUUAUUAAAUUGGUGAUACAUGAGAUUUUCUGUAUGGAAACAAGGGUCUUGAUUUGAAAGGAGUCCAUUACAGUUUGGUUGAAUUGUACAGUAGGGACUCUACUAAUGACAAGAAAAUAAGGGGUGUUCAUGGGACACCCACAGAGGGUGAACUUGAAUGUGUGUGGGUGGGGGCUGGUGGGGAAAUGGGAAAAUCUGCCUAUAAAAUUAAUGUUUCAGUUUAUUUUUCAGAUUACAUGCCUUUCUUUAUAAGGGAUGCUGGCACAGACCCCUAAAAUAAGCUUUUGGUAGUACUGUACCUUUGAAGAGUGGUGAAGGAUGCUAAUGGAUAAUCUCCUGAAAGUUGUGGCUUUUGAGACCCUUACUGUGGGCUGUAGAAUUGCUAAACAUUGUUUAGCAAAUAAUGUUGCUUAGUUUCAACUGACAUUGACUUUCAUCACUGAAACAGCGUACCAAGGGUUGUAAGCUUACUCAUAGACUUUCAAUAAGCCUUGCAAUGUAUAUGAUAGUUUUUAGCUUAAUGUGAACUUAAAUUAUCUUGAUAAAGUAGUUUCCUAAAAGUUGAUAUGAAACUUGGGGUGGGAAAGGGAAGGCAAUAAUUUUGAAGUAUUUUAGUCAUUUUUCUCAUUUAAAGAAACCACUUGCCCCCAUUUCCUCUUCUCUACUUUCUCUCACAAUUUUGUUUUAAGAGGAACACUUAUUUUUUAAACUUACCUCUUCCUAAUCUUUAAUUAAAGCUGCAUUAUCCAAGACCCCCACCCCCAGUGUUUUUAAUAGGUAUCUUACAAGCUUAACCUAUUGGCUCAUGUUACUUAAUGAAACCAUAAUCCUCUUUGCUUAGAACAUUGAUUAAACUCCUAAGUACUAUAAAACCCACCACUCUUUAUAAAUAUUAUACCAAUAUUUAUACCAAACAAUAUAAACAGAUAACAAUUUGGGAAAUUGUAAUGUUACGCCUGUGCAAUUUUUAUAAGUGGCAUAUUAUGGCAGAUAAAAAUUUAGAUACUCGGCUUUUCUUGGGCAAGCCACUAAGUUGUGGCGGAAUGUUUUCUGGUGUUCUUGGACUGCAAUUAUGCACUAUUAAAGUAGUGGCCUGCUACAUAACUGCAUUUAGCCAGCAUUUCUGCAGUGCGUAACUGUGAGGAACGUAGUACCGCAAAUGGCAAUGGACAUUAGGACCCGGAUGUAGUAUUCCUGCUUGCUCCAAGAUUCUCAUUGCCGACUGCAUACAGGUAAGAAUGAUUGAUGUUGGCUGAAUUGGAGUGCUCAUUCACUUGAAGUGGAUAGAUAUUUGUUCUCAAGACAUCACUGCGUGAGCCAAGAAGGAAAUCCACGAGUUGUUAGACUGACAAAAGUAUCUAGGAUCAGUUGAGCUGUGUCCAGAAAACCAGUGGAGGAGUACAAGGAAGGAAUCAACAACGAAUUUGUCAUUAAUAAAGACAUUAUACUAAUUA
Microcebus murinus (gray mouse lemur) is the source of this 5515-nucleotide messenger RNA. RefSeq names its product splicing factor proline and glutamine rich (gene SFPQ). Gene Ontology annotation, molecular function: RNA binding. The record is from RefSeq and is a predicted model, not a curated record. NCBI's taxonomy places the organism in Eukaryota, Metazoa, Chordata, Mammalia, Primates, Cheirogaleidae.